Messenger RNA from Musca vetustissima, 1116 nucleotides. It is a transcript of the gene mei-W68, whose product is annotated as meiotic recombination protein W68. Gene Ontology annotation, cellular component: nuclear chromosome. Gene Ontology annotation, molecular function: DNA binding; ATP binding; DNA topoisomerase type II (double strand cut, ATP-hydrolyzing) activity. NCBI's taxonomy places the organism in Eukaryota, Metazoa, Arthropoda, Insecta, Diptera, Muscidae. The transcript is spliced from 2 exons. The coding region runs from base 1 to 1116 and encodes 371 amino acids. Gene Ontology annotation, biological process: meiotic DNA double-strand break processing; meiotic DNA double-strand break formation; reciprocal meiotic recombination. The record is from RefSeq and is a predicted model, not a curated record.
AUGGAAAUUCACAUAAGAAGAAACGACAGGUUGAUGAUGACAGGUGCCACUGAUGGUUGUGGUGGCAGCAGUAUUGCUUUAAAUCACAUGGGAGCCAAUGAUGUUGUUGGUGGUGACAACAUAUGCUUAAAUAAUUUCGACACAGAUGUUUUCACAAUGGAUUUGUGUCAACAGCGGCAGAAACAAGCGCCAUCGACAGUGGCAGAGGUGGAGAGAUUAGUUUAUGGCAAAAGAAACAAUCGCAAACGUAUUGCAAUGUUACUACAUGUUAUGGCCGAAAUACAUCAACUCGCUUUGUUAAGUCAACACAACAACAACAGUUGCACAUAUCGUGAACUGUACUAUAAAAAUAUUUACUUACCGUGUAAUAUGUUGCAAAUUAACAGGGCCGUAGAAGAUGUAGGCUCCCUAUUGGGGCUAACAGCAUGGGAUAUGGGUGUGUUUGCCACAGGCAAGGGUAUGGUUGCAGGCCCUCUAUAUAUUUAUAUGAACAAUGGUGAUGUCAUAGAUUGCCACAAAACAAAUACACCCACAAUGAUACCACCCCAUUUUACAUACAUUGAUCAUUUCGAAACAUCGGCCUUAUUGGUGUUGGUGGUGGAAAAGGAUACCAUAUUCAAGAAAUUAAUUGCCAACAAUAUUUUUCAAAUAAUGCAAGGAAAAUUGCUACUACUAACAGCUCGGGGUAAUCCUGAUUUAUCAACACGUUGGCUUUUAUCAAAAUUGGGCCGACAACAUAAUCAUUUACAAUUUUAUAUGUUAGCUGAUGCUGAUCCAUAUGGUAUUGAAAUUAUGUUAACUUAUCGUUAUGGUUCACAAAAAUUUAAUCAAUAUGCUGAACAAUUAUCCUGCUCUCAACUCAAAUGGUUGGGUAUACAUCCCUCAGAUAUUUGUUAUAAUUUGCAGGUUCCCCAGGAGCCACUUUCCUGUAGAGAUUUUAAGAAAAUUGAAUCAAUUUUGAAACGCCUUUAUGUUACCGAAGAAAUCCAUUGGGAAUUAAUUGUUCUGCAACAUCAUGGUUUCAAAGCUAAAUUGGAUAAUAUGUCAAGCGAAUGUUUUGCUUUAUUUAUCCAUGAUUAUAUUAUUAAUAAAAUUAAGAGGCAAAUUGUAUUGUAA